AUGAAUUUAAACUAAAAUGCAUUACUCUAACUUAGUAAUAGAGUUGCUGCACCUAGAAGAGCCACUAUGUUUAAUUAUACAAAAAAGGGAUUAAAUAUAAGACCAGAUAGCCCAAAAACUAGAGAGGCAUGUUUAGCCUUGGGUUAUGAUUCUUCAAUAUUUAAACUUAAGUAAUAGUAUAAAUAUAUUAAGAAAAUUGGAUGAAUUUGGUGGACCCAAUGUAACUGAAGCUAUAUAAAAAAUGAGAUAUGAUCAUUAUGUAAAAAAAAUGGAAAGUAUAUUUUCCAUCUUAAUCGAAAGUUACAUUCAAAGAGAUUUCUUAAAAGAGAAAGCAAAUCACCAAAAAGAAUAAAGGGUUAUAAAAUAUUUAAUUAGAAAAAUCAUUUCAUAGAGAUGAGGGGUAUCUUCAAAUGAUUUAUAUACAUUUUUUAGUUUAGUCAAUGAUUUGAUAGAAACUUACAAUAAAA
Messenger RNA from Paramecium primaurelia, 467 nucleotides. The record is from the annotation of a GenBank genome assembly. NCBI's taxonomy places the organism in Eukaryota, Ciliophora, Oligohymenophorea, Peniculida, Parameciidae.